CCGUGACGUCACUUCCCCGCGCCUAGUCCAGCGGCGCUCCGAGCCGCGAACGUGGGUGGACUAAGCGGGUUGCGUCACGGAUGCGCACACCGGAAGCGGGGCCGGGGCCGGCGGAAGUGGAGGGGCGGAGCGCGGAGGCGAUGGGGGGCGGCAGCGGCUGGCGAUGAGCAGCGGUAGCGCGUGAGCGAGUCAGCGGGUGAGGCUGGGGGGCCCCGGAGAGCGAGCCGCAGGGCGGAGGGCAGGGGCGCGAGCGCAGCGGGCGGCGGGCAGCAGCCAGGGCGCGGCGGCGGCGGCCGAGAAGAUGGCGGACGGCGACAGCGGCAGCGAGCGCGGCGGCGGCGGGCCCGGUGGCUUCCAGUCCGCGUCCCGCGGCGGCGGCGAGCAGGAGACGCAGGAGCUGGCCUCGAAGCGACUGGACAUCCAGAACAAGCGCUUCUACCUGGACGUGAAGCAGAACGCCAAAGGCCGCUUCCUCAAGAUCGCAGAGGUGGGCGCAGGCGGCUCCAAGAGCCGCCUCACACUGUCCAUGGCGGUGGCCGCCGAGUUCCGCGACGCGCUGGGCGACUUUAUCGAGCACUAUGCGCAGCUGGGCCCCAGCAGCCCGGAGCAGCUGGCGGCGGGCGCCGAGGAGGGCGGCGGGCCGCGGCGCGCGCUCAAGAGCGAGUUCCUGGUGCGCGAGAACCGCAAGUACUACCUGGACCUCAAGGAAAACCAGCGCGGCCGCUUCCUGCGCAUCCGCCAGACCGUGCACCGUGGCGGCGGAGGCGGCUUCGGGGGUCCCGGGCCGGGUGGCCUUCAGAGCGGCCAGACCAUCGCGCUGCCUGCGCAGGGCCUCAUCGAGUUCCGCGAUGCGCUGGCCAAGCUCAUCGACGACUACGGAGGCGAGGACGACGAGCUGGGCGCGGGCGGCGGCGCCGGGAGCCCUGGGGCCGGCCUGUACGGGGAGCUUCCGGAGGGCACCUCCAUCACGGUGGACUCCAAACGCUUCUUCUUCGACGUGGGCUGCAACAAGUACGGAGUGUUCCUACGCGUGAGCGAGGUGAAGCCGUCCUACCGCAACGCUAUCACUGUUCCCUUCAAGGCCUGGGGCAAAUUCGGAGGCGCCUUUUGCCGGUACGUGGAUGAGAUGAAAGAGAUCCAAGAACGGCAGAGGGAUAAGCUCUACGAACGACGUGGCGGGGACGAGUCCGAAGGCGAAGAGGUGGAUGAAGAUUGAACCCGCUACUGCCCCUGCAGGCCUCCACCCUUCACCACUAUCCCCUUCCUGCCCAACCCCAGUGAGCUAGUAUGGGGGAAUAAGGGAGGCCCCAGAGGGAGAAAGCAAAAACUUAAAUAAUAGUUAAUUAAGAGAAAUAGCCGCAAGAGAACAGUUGCAAACGAUUGGAGAAAAGCAGUAAAGUUCCUAGGAACAGACAGCAACCUGCAGAGAGUACAACGACAUCUCAUAAGCUUCUGUUGUUUUCCACGUGAGGUUCCAAAACCCAUCAGGACAGCUGUGGCAGGAAUAGGUCCUUGCCUGAGUUGGCCAAGGAACACUUCUGAGUCCCCCGGAUACAUGGAUGACUGCUCCAGUUGUGCUGUACCUGGGUGAUGUAUUCUAAAGAUCUCUCCAGACCUCACUGUUGCAGUGUCUUAACCCUUCACUUCCGUUGAAAUCAGCAUUUUGAAUCUAGAUCUUCAUGGAAUUCUCGAGAGUGGCAUUUGCAAUUAGCCAGUUUGGAAGGUAAUGGCUUCAUGAAAAGGAAUGCAACUUUAAAUAAUCGUGGAUAGAGCAAAGUAAGAAUUCCAGAAGCCAUCGGAGAACACAAACAGUUGAAUCCAUUUUACUUAAAAUGGUUUUGCAUGGAACUUGGACCAAGGCCUAUGUCUUUUCUUUGCAGAACUGUUUUCCGGGAUGCAGAUGGAUUCAGAUGUCAGUCCUUGAACCAGAGUCCAUUACUAAAAUAUUUUAAAAGUUGGCUUUUUUUUUUUUUUUAAUAAAAGAGCAGUUUUACAUUGGGGGUUGCUGAGGUAGGCACAAGAAGAUAUCAGGCAUAAAGCACAAGGAAAACUGUUUGAGUGGAUUGGUUGCUGCUCACUAAAGUUCUUCCCCUGAUCUCCAUAUAUGGAGGUCAUUACCAAGAAUGGUUUAGGUAUGAAGGAGGACCAGAUCCCUGUGGCUCCACCUUGUGAGCCCAUGAAUUAUGGCUAAUUUGGCUGUUCAGCCACUGGUUGGCUGGAUUUUUAAACCUUAAAACUUGAAGAUAAUCUGCAAAAGGAACAGUGUAGCUAAAAGGUUGAGCUUUAAUGGAGUGUGUGUCUUCGCAGAAAAAGUUGGAAAUAACCAAAACUGAAGUCUUCAUCUACCUUCAGUUUAAUCUGUGGAUUUUUUUCAAAUACUAAAGAUCCUCAGGUCCAGAAUUCCAGCAUCAUUUAUUCUUUUAAUAUGAAUUUUUAAGAACUUGAUCCAUUGUAUCAGUACCUCACAAUCCAAGUUGGCACAUGAUGGAUGGAUGAUUCAAGCAGCAUGUCCUCUGGAAGCUGAAAUCCACCUGAACGGAGCUGAAGUGAACAGUGAACAUACUGACUAUACUGGAAGCAUUUUUAUACCAUCUUGAAAUUUCAAACUGGCCUUUGCCAGUUUAGCCAGCUGUCUUUCAAGAAUUAAAGUGGGGGUUUUCAAGGAUCACCUCUUCUAUGUUUUAAAUAGAUUUUCAGUAGAAAUCAUUUUUACUAAUCAAGUUAAUCCCACCCCAUCAAAAGGUAUUCCUAGAAAUGUCAGAGACCUGGGUAACUUUGAAUGGAACAGAAGCUAAUGUUCUUUCCAAAGUUUUCAGGUAAUCUUUGUGCGACACCUUCUUGACCAGGAGGCAAGUAACCCCACCUCUACGAUCUUAGUAUUUUUUUUCCACUUGCAUGCCUCCCUUUAUUUGAGCUGCCUUUUAAUUUAUUGCGUACCCUUUUAUUAUCUUAUUUUUGGUAUUCAAUACGUACAAUCUUUUUGUAUUUCUUGGGAAGUAGAUAAUACACAAAAAGGUAUUGUGGCUGAGAGGGAGGGAAAUAAUCAUUUAUGUACAAUUAAGUUUUUUUUUAAUUAGGCCAUUCAGGAUAUUGUUCAUCUUAAUAUUAAAAAAAAAAAGUGGAAAAGCCACAGAUACUGGUGCCCUUUUCAGACUAUUUCUCUACUCUCAUCACAGACUUUUAGAUUUUUUUUUUUUUUGCCUUUUCUUUUUUUAAAAAUUUUUCUCCGUUGCAAAGAAUGUUUCCUAAAUUGUAUGGGAGCAAUAGUAUUUUUGAUGUUUUAAUGACAUCCGUAUACUUGUACUGUAUUUUGUACUACAAGGCAGCUGUUUUCAAUAAUGUCCUGCUGUAUUUACCUAUGUGUUUUGAGUGUUUUCUUUGCUGCGGAGAACAAAUCCCUAAAUAGUUAUAGUAAAAGCUGAGAAGCUAGCAUUAGGCUUGCAGAAACUUUAGUUUCAAACUGAGGCAGCAAUGAAAAUCGAGGUUGCAGCUAAGUUGACAGUUGUAACUUUCUCAUUUUCAAACCAUGUACAAUUCCUGUAUAGACCAACUUGUUUUUUGCUUCAGUGAUGGUUCUGUUGCUCAGCUGCAGUGAGCCAGUUCAGUUUUGCAAAGGUGCAGUACCUCUCCUUUUUAAGGGGUUGGUUUUUUUUCUUUUUUUUUUUUUUUCCUUUUUGUUUGGCUGAAUUGCAGUAACUAGCCUUGCCUUUCUAUUCUGUAGAAAUGACAGGGUCUUCACAAUCCUUCACCAGUGGCUACUAAGCUAUAAUUAGCUGAAUAGAAAGAAUGUGGAAGUGGUCUGAGGCAUAUAGAGUAUAUGCCAAGAACACUACCAUAUAUGGCAUCAGCUUUGGUUACCAGAGAAAUUUUCUUAGUCAUUAGACCAUAUAACAGUAAUAUAUCAUAUGUAAAUCUUUAGAUAUCAAUUUGAGAAUUCUCCCCAAAAAGGAGCAAAGAAUGCAUAAGCUAUGUGUUGGAAAAAGUAAUUUAUAUUAAAAUUUUGACCUGCCUAUGUAAGAUUAAGUGGUAGAUGUCAUAGUGGUGGGUUUUUAAGUCUUAACCAAUCUCAAAGGUUUGUUUCUCCUGCCAGGGGUGGUUUGCAGCCUCUCUUGCCACUGCAGGAACUUCACAGAAGGGUGUGGGAUGAUUCUCAUUCCAGUCCCCAGGGACAGUAGAAACCUACAAACCUCUUAAGGCAGUAAUAUUAUUGGGCCAUCUUUCAGAACUUCUUCAUAAUUACUUCUUAUCCAAGAAAGUUAUUAGAUCCAGUCAGCGCCAUUGUUAAGACAAUGGGAAACAACCAGUUAUUUUUGCUUUUCAGCCACUACUGUAAACAGUGACUUAGAGCUUGUUUUUCACUUUGGCAAGCAUACCAGCUUUUCACAUGCUCAAAAAAGUCCUAGUCCAGAGACAUGGGCAACUUAUAGGAUGUUUGUUUCUCUAGUCACUGCUGUUGCAGAGGUGAGAAGUCAAGUGGUUUCUAUCGUCCCUUCAAGUAGAACGGCAGUUCUCAUCAGCAGAGAAAGUUUUCCGUGCAUGUGCUGCACGGAACAAAAUGUAUAUCUCUAUGGCACCAAAAAACCAAGUCAAACCAAACCAAACCAAAAACCCAGACACCCUAUGUUACUAUGGGAGGCGUGUAGAUGGUAGAAAUGACUGUAGCUGUGAUACAAACAUGGCUGCUUGUCAAGUCACUUUCCAUAAUUAUUUACUGCAAAAUGAUUGAGAGACUUUUGGUGCAGGCAGCCAUUAACCUGCUUCCUUUGUUACCUCUGGGUCACUUUGCAAUAAAUUGCAGGUCUUUUAAGAGUAUCAAACUUCAGUUUUCUCAAAACAAAACAAUUAUCCUGUCUUAUCUGAAAAUGCAGGGUUGUGGGCAAAAGAGGCUGGUUAUAAUAAUGCCCUCAUAUUGAGUGGUCUGUAAACGGCUGCACACUUCAGGCACUAUAGUUGCUGACGAUGCUUUGUUAAAUGUAACCUUGACUGGCUUUACAGAGGGGUAGAAUGUGAUCUACACAAGGUAUUAAAAGGUGACUAUAUUCUUUUGCAUCCAUCUUGCUCUUGAGGUGGGUGAAAUUCAGAAGAAGCUUGAGUGUGUAAGUCAUGCACAGAAGUAUUCUUCACUGUAAAUUUAGUUUUCAUUUUUAACCUGAUUAUGGUACUUUGUCCAAUGCACAAAUGAUCUCUCAGUAGAUAUUCAUUUGAAAAUAGUGUGGCCUUGAUCAGUGAGAAGGGGAAGGAGAGAAGUGACUUUCUGCUUAUAUAGAAAUGAUUCACUGAGAGUCAUCAGCCUGCAGCACUCAUUCAUAUCUAUGUGUUUGUGAUUGGUCGGUCUCCUUUUUCAUUGGGGAAAGUUAAUGUUUUUGACCCUGGAGUUAGUUCAGUUGAGUUGUCUUCUAAUUUUAGGAAGUAUCAGAAUUACUCUGAUAAAUAGUGAAGUUGACUGCUGUGAUGUCGUCCAAUCUCAGGUUUUAGAAUAUUUACAGUGGUGUGAAACCUCCACUGACUUUUAAAACAAUUUUAAUUUAGUAUGCCCUAAAGUCACAUGUGUAAAGCCUGUUCAGAGAACAGGGCCUCCAUCUUUUUGCUCCUUUUCCACAUUGUACGUCACUUGAGAAAGUGUCAAUUGAUUUAUAUUGUAUAUUUCCAUUUUAACCCAAACGUAUUUCUCAAAGACUAAGCACUUUUUGAUCAUGAAAUAUAUGGAAUCGUUGUGUGAUGUGGAUCAUGGUUUCUCAGGCUCCUCUAAAUAAUCUGCUUAUGGACAUUGUUCUAACUCUGUAUGAGAAUAAUAGAAAUCUUUGCUAAUGUUAGAAAGUUUUUAUCAUUGAUCCUGAAUGCAUUUUUGCUAGCUUCCAGUGGAUGGGAGAGUAAACAAAUGCUGCAUUCACAAUUCAAUAGGUUACUUUCCCUUGAGCCUUAAGGUAACUUCUUUUUUUGGGGGGAGGGGGGUCAACAACAGCACUGAAGUUAUAGUAAAUGAAUGAGAUUAUCAGUUUUCAGGGUUGAUUUUAGAGUACUGUAAACCAAUUAGCUGUCUUCCUAAAGAGAUAGUAAGAUAGUAUUCCUAUUGAAUAAACUAGAUAAUGGGGGUGGGCAAGGUUAGGGGGCUAGUUUGUAGAAAGAAAAAAAAAAAAAGAAAAAACAUUUACCUUAAGAAAAAUAACAUACAAGAAAAAUGUGUGUUGGUGCCCCAUUUGAAAUUCCAAAUAAUAGGGUGCAAUUGGCAGGUUGAGACUUAAUUCCUUCUGAUUUUAACAUAGCAAAAUAACAUUAAUUUUCAGUUAUUAGUUCCCAGAAGUUUCAAGAGAGCAGACUCCUUUCUUCUGCAGUUCAACUAAAAUUACUACUCCCAGACCACAGACUUAAAAUCUAGUUAACAAACAUUUCAACAAAUGUCAGUAUGAAACUAAAUCUGGAAAAUAAUUAAAUUACAUUACAAAGACAAAUUAUCCUAGACAUUUCCAGCUGAUAUUUGUAUCCCUUAUCUGAGUAGGUUUUUUAUAACUGUAUGUAUAUUUCCUAAAGGAAAUUGUCAGUAUAAUCACCUCUAUUCACAAUCUUACUUUUUGAAAAUUUGGCUCUUACCUCUUGAGUUAGACAUUACAACUGGGAUAGGUAAAAACCAAGUUAAAAUAGCAAUAAGUACCCUAUUUGUCAUUUCACUGCUCAGUGGGACUUCUAAUAAAGGGAGGGCAGCUUGUUUUGAAGCUAAAAUGUCAAUCACUUUUUCCCAGUGUGAGUUUAACAAAUGGUCUGAUUAAAGAAUAUAGCUAUACUUUUUUUUUUUUUUUUUACCAGAGCACUGCUCAGCUCUGGCUUAUGGGGGUAUGGGGGAUUGAACCUGGGACUUGAGAGCCUCAGGCAUGAAAGUCUCUUUGCAUAACCAUUAUGCUAUACCCCCACCCAAGAAUAUGGCUAUACUUUUAACAUGAGGUUUUGAGGAUAGAAGCAAUUUUUAUUUUCCCUCUGCUAUAUCUAAAAUAUUCAUUGAGGGAUGAGUGGGUCAAAUAUAGCUUUCGUCUGAUGAAACAUGGGCCCAGAUCAUUGGAGGGGAUUUAUAGACCUACACAGUUGUGCAUUAAAACAGUGCAGAAGCUUGGGGUUUGUUGUUUUCCUUCCUUCAAAGGUAAACUCAAGACAGUUUACUUAGACCAGAAACAACUGCAGGGAGAGGCCUAAGAAAAUGGAGAAACAGGAUUAUAUACCUAAUCACAUUUAUGAUGAUGACAAAAACUUUGGGUUUUCAUUUCAAAUGUAAAAUACAAGGUGUAAACCCUGUUGUGGCCCAUCUCUAUACAGAAGCUCUCUGCAUUCCUUAGAAGUGAAUAAAUUGGAUCAAAGUCUAGAAGCUGAUCAGUACAGGGCAUACUUACAAAGAGUCUAUAGUUUUGCAUGUUGUGGUAAGCAGGCGAGUAUGUUUGACUUUUAGAAAGUAACUUAUCAGUAGGGUUACCAGUAUAGUAUAUGCAGUUUUGACUUCUAUGGUAUUAAGUCCUAGAAUAAUUAGGAAUUUAUUUUGUACUUUCAUGCAAAUGUCUCUCCAAGAUCAUUUUCAGAGUCUGUUCAUAUUUGGAUCCAUUUCCAGAUAACACACUUUCCAUUCUGUAGGAACCUUCACUGCCAGUCAUCUGCCAGGGGCUACCUUAGACUACAUUUUUCAUUCCAAAGUUGGGACUGAUGUCCUAUCAGAAGAGAAUCUACAAAAAUAAUUUGACUUAAAAACCAAAUCUUGAUAGCUGGAGACAGCAUCCUGAUCUAGGUGUACAACUAGGAUUUAGAUUGGACGUCACUUUAAGAGGAUGUCAUCAGUCUGUGUAAAUAUCACAUGCUUGUGCACUGUAAACCAAGUAUGUAUUCCUAUGUAUGAAUUUGUAGGACUGAUUUCUGCUUCAAGAGAAGCUGCACCUUUAACUUUUUAAAGUCCCCUUCACCUGUAACCCUAUAAAUACUUGUAAAUACAACACUAAAAUUUGUAGUGAUAGGAUCAAUUUGGGAAUAUCUGCUGAGAGACCAAAAAAGUCCAUUUUUUUAAGUACCUUGGUUAAAGAGUAAAGAUUAUGCCUCUUAUUUUUUAAAAGAAUGCACUUUAACAAACAGCUGCAUGGGCAAUUCAGACAAAUCCAUGAAACGCAGUACCCAUUCAGAAAUCACACUUCCUGGAAACUGUUUAAAAGCAGAGUCUAGACGGGCUGUUGAUCUCACUGCCUGGAGGUUGAAGCUCAGAUUCUUGUCAAUUUUGAGAUGAGCAGGGCUGCUUCAGAAGAGCAAUGUGAAUACAGCCAGAAACUUCAGACAGGUCUGUAAAAUGGCGGGUCCCGUAUUUACCACUAACAAGCAAAACUGACAGAAAAACUCAUAGAGGAAAAAAUGUUUAAGAAUCCUUACUGCUGGUGUGCACUCCUUACAAUAGCAGACUUUUGCAAAUGGAGUUUUACAGUCUAUAUUUAAAAAAUUGUAUGUUUGUAACAAAUAAAGUAUGCGGAAAAGUGAAUGACAAA
This is a messenger RNA of Erinaceus europaeus (western European hedgehog), 8501 nucleotides long. It is a transcript of the gene PURB, whose product is annotated as purine rich element binding protein B. Gene Ontology annotation, molecular function: RNA polymerase II transcription regulatory region sequence-specific DNA binding; purine-rich negative regulatory element binding; DNA-binding transcription factor activity, RNA polymerase II-specific. NCBI's taxonomy places the organism in Eukaryota, Metazoa, Chordata, Mammalia, Eulipotyphla, Erinaceidae. Gene Ontology annotation, biological process: regulation of transcription by RNA polymerase II. The transcript has a single exon. Gene Ontology annotation, cellular component: nucleus. The record is from RefSeq and is a predicted model, not a curated record. The coding region runs from base 302 to 1216 and encodes 304 amino acids.